Molecule: messenger RNA, 3217 nt
Organism: Protopterus annectens (West African lungfish)
Lineage: Eukaryota; Metazoa; Chordata; Ceratodontiformes; Protopteridae
Product: DENN domain-containing protein 3-like
Exons: 18
Coding region: 263-3217 (984 amino acids)
Biological process (GO): regulation of Rab protein signal transduction
Cellular component (GO): cytoplasmic vesicle
Source: RefSeq, a predicted model, not a curated record
UUUAGGCUGACAGCAGCUGCUGUAUUGCCUUGAUUGGAAUUUCCCUCUGAUUUGCACACCACUUUUAUUAUUUUGGCUGACACACGUAGUAGCUGUUUGUUUAUAUUUUAAUCCUUUUACUACAGGUGCAGUUAUCACCAGCUGACAAAGCCAGAACACUAGGCGCUGAGAUUACAUGGAUUUCUUGUGCUGUUUCCUAAUCAUUAUAACUGUUAUCACUUUUGGACUAAAGAGAUUUGAAGAAAACCAAUGAGCCAAGUCAAUGGCAGAUAUCCUUCCCUUGGGGUUACUGGAAAUAUGUGUUGUUGUUGGUGCUUCCAAGGAGAGACUGAAAGAAGCUUAUCAGGUUGCCCAGAAUGGAGAUAGAGCUAAGGUCCCAUCAUUAGAACCUGAAGUUUUGUCGGUUUUUGUACCUCCGUUUGUCACAAAAGAAGAUAACACAUCUGUAUAUGUUAAUCAGAAUGCCUUUAACAGAAAUCAAAAGCGUCGCUCAUUUAAGACAAAGAAGAAGGAAAAACCUUCAUCUAUAACAACAGCCAGUACAAACACUGACCAUAAGGAGCCAGUAACAGAAGAUGUAAGUGUACCAAAGGACAUCGAUCUUCUUGGACUGCCCCAGUUAUGCUUUCCAGGUGGCUUGCGCAUAUCUCGUGAACUACAGGAGGACCAUUUUCACUUCCUUGUGCUUACUGAUGUUCUUGGGAAUAGGACGUAUGGCAUUGUGGCACAGUGUUACAGAUCUCUAAAGGAAGGACAUUAUCUACCAAAUGGACAGCUGAGCUGGAAUUCAUCACAGACUGCCAAAGUUUAUGGACCAUAUGCACCUGUUGCUGUUUGUGUAAUAUCAAAAUUUCCAUACUACAAUGCUUUCAAAGAUUUCCUUUCCUGCUUAUCACUGCAGUUGAAGUCCUGUAAAGACUCUGACCUCGAUGAUCAAGUAAAAGAAUUUGCAGCCAGAUUAUCUUUGAUACCCAGCCCUCCCCCAGGACCACUACAUUUGGUAAUUCAUAUGAAACCACUAGAAAUCAUGCUGCCAUCCAGAGAAGACUUGGGAAGUCCUAUUGUUGAUUUGGAUCUGCACCUUCCAUUCCUCUGUUUCAAGCCUGAGCAGGUGUUACAGAUUAUAACAUGCAUUUUAACAGAGCAGCGGAUUGUAUUCUUCUCAUCAGACUGGGCUUUGCUAACAAUAGUUGCUGAGUGUUUCAUGCUGUACCUGCAUCCACUUCAGUGGCAACACACAUUCGUGCCCAUCUUAUCUAGUCAGAUGUUAGAUUUUGUGAUGGCGCCAACAUCUUUCUUAAUGGGAUGCCAUAUUGAUCAUUUCAGAGAAGUUGAUGAGGAGGGUGAAGACUUGGUUCUAAUCAAUAUCGACAGUGGUGAAAUUGGAUUUUCAGAAUCAGGGACUGGUGCUGAAAUUCCAGAUGUUCCAUCAAAUGCAGCUGAUGUGUUCUUAAGAAGGAUAGAAAGUCUGCCAAUGCAUUAUGAUCUAGAAAAGUCACAUCUAAGCUCCAGCACCAGCCUAGCAGAUGCAAGAAUGAGGAGAAGAGUGUGGCAACAGAACCUAAACUGGGAAAUUCAACAGAUUACAUUGCAGUUGAUUGUUAAUAUCUUCAGAGAUGUUCUUGAUCAUCUUAAUUAUGAACACCGUGUGUUCAACAGUGAAGAAUUUCUCAAAACCAGAAGCCCAAAAGAUCAACCAUUUUACAGAAAGGUGCUGGAGGCAUAUAUUUUUCACUCUUUUCUGAAAGCACGACUUAGCAAAAGAAUGGAUGCCUUCUCAAGAAUGGAGAUGAAUACUCAGUCUGAUAUGCAAAGAAUGAAGCAGAUGCUGGAUAGCCCUCGGCGUCCAACAAUGGAAGAGAUGAUAGCAUGGAAGCAGAUUCAUCCUGACUUAAGGUCAAGUAGAAGGAUGGUCAUAAGUUUACCUAACCUUCAAGAUGACCGUAUCCAAGAAUACAGCUUCAAACAAUUAUCUCUGAGAAAAUCUCAACCAGAAACUGUGGUGACGCUACCAAGUAAAUCUGUUUAUACAUUUUCGCUACCAGAAAUUCACUCUGCAUUAAAUUACCGCUCCAUACAAUCGUACUAUGCAGAAUUUGUUACUCUUCUGAGCAAAUCUGUAUCUUCUAUUCCACCAGAGAACUCAGGUUUGCUGGCAAGGUAUUACUAUCUUCGUGGGCUUAUGUAUAUGAUGCAGGGUAAGCGACUAGAGGCAUUGUUUGACUUUCAGCAUCUAUACAAGACAGAUGUUGGCAUUUUCCCUGCUGAUCUUGUAAAAAAGGUGGUGGAUUCCAUGACAUCUGAAGAACGUUUCAAUGCAGAAAGAAUGCCUGAACUUAAACGACUAAUAAGUCAGGUGAAAGAAGAUCAUAUAGAUGGAACAAAGAUAGAUGAUCAUGUCAAAAAAUUUGUGUUGCCACAAAAACACAUGCAUCUUGAGGAUUUUGUAAAACGAAUUCAAGAAUCUGGAAUUGUUAAGGACAUUCAAACCAUCCAUCGAUUGUUUGAGGCUUUGACUGUGGGGCAACAAAAACAAAUUGAUCCUGAAACAUUUAAAGAUUUCUAUACAUAUUGGAAAGAAACAGAGGAACAGGCUCAAGAUGUCGACCUUCCUCCAGAAGUUAUAGAGCAUCUGGAUAAAAAUGAAUCUGUGUACAAGGUAUCUUCUCCGGUAAAAACAAACUGUGGGGUCGGCAGGAUUGCAAUGACACAAAAACGCCUUUUCUUGCUGACAGAAGGAAGACCAGGAUACAGAGAUAUUGCUAAAUUCAGAGACAUAGAGGAUGUGAAAGCAACAUCAGUAAAUAUUUUGUUCCUGAGAAUACCGACCUUGCGAAUCAAAUCCAUUUCCAAGAAGGAUGUGUUUGAAGCCAACUUAAAAUCUGAAUGUGAUCUUUGGUACCAGAUAGUAAAGGAAAUGUGGGCUGGGAGAAAAAUGUCAGAUGAUCACAAGGACCCUCAGUAUAUCCAACAAGCCCUGACAAAUGUUCUGCUCAUGGAUGCUGUGGUUGGUUGUUUGCAGUCACCAAAAGCCAUUUAUGCAGCAACAAAGCUCUCAUAUUUUGAUAGGAUGAAGAAUGAAGUGCAAGAAAUUGUUCCAAAAACAACAGCUGAAACUUUAAAGCACAAGAUUAAUCCAUCCUUUGGACAGACCAUUCCCCAGGCUGUGGAUGUCCUGCUCUGCACUCCAGGUAAUUUGCUUCACAGUAUUAGGUAA